This is a messenger RNA of Podarcis muralis (Common wall lizard), 3541 nucleotides long. RefSeq names its product methylphosphate capping enzyme (gene MEPCE). NCBI's taxonomy places the organism in Eukaryota, Metazoa, Chordata, Lepidosauria, Squamata, Lacertidae. Gene Ontology annotation, molecular function: O-methyltransferase activity; RNA methyltransferase activity; snRNA binding. The record is from RefSeq and is a predicted model, not a curated record. Gene Ontology annotation, biological process: snRNA modification.
CAGGGGGAGCUGGCCAUCGCAGGAAAGCAGCGGGCGCGGAGCGCUCUCCCUCUGGCUAGCUGCGGAGCUGCGCAUGCGCUAGGGACUUUGGGGCGGAGCGGACACGGAGAGAGAGAGAUGAGUCUGUUCGUGCGCGCCGGGACCUGAAAUUCCGGGGGAACUGCGCACGCGCGCCGGGCCUGCGCACGGGCGGCGAGCUCGACGGCGCAGGCGUAGGAGGGGCUCGCGCGGGGCGGGAGGAGGAGCCUCGGCAGCCUCGAGCUCAGUGUGCGGCGGGAGGCGGACGAGGAAGGAGCUCCCGGCCCGUUAACCCUUUCCCCGCCGCCGGUGCCUCCUCCGCCCCCGCCGCCGCCUCCGCCAACCCAUGCAAGGCAUGAUCGAGAUGGCGGCGGACAAGGAGACCUUCUUAGUGCCGGCCCCGCCGCCGCCCCUCCUCAAACCCCCGCCCCGAGGAGGAGGGGGCGGGGCCGGAGGGGGGGACGUCCCCCUGGUGCAGCUGCGUCAGGGGGCCGCCCCGGCGGACCUACACCAGGAGGACGCCCAGCCAGCAGCAGCAGGAGGAGGAGUUGCUCAUAGGGGCCCCUCCUCCGCCAGGAUAAACCAGGGGCCCCAGGACCCUCACCCCCCCGCCCAGCGCAGACCCCCAGCCAAAGGAGGGGGUCCCGCAGCAGCAGCAGCGUCCGAAGAAGGGGAAGACAGCGUCUCCGACCUGCAACGGCCCCGCAAUGGCUUCCAGCCCCCGCCCCACCACCAGCCCCGGGCCCCCGGCGGGGGCAAGAGGCGCAGCAGCUGCAACACCGGCGGCGGAGGCUUCAAGCACCCGGCCUUCAAGCGGCGCCGGCGCGUCAACUCCGAGUGCGACCCGGUGCUGCCCUCCGAGUUCCUGCUGGGGGGCAACAUCUUCGACCCGCUCAACCUCAACAGCCUCCUGGACGAGGACGUCAACCAAGCCGUCAACGCCGAGACCCCCAAGUCGUCGCCGCUGCCCGCCAAGGGACGGGACCCGGUGGAGAUCCUGAUCCCCAAGGACAUCACCGACCCGCUGAGCCUCAACAACGCCCAGGAGGACCCCCCGGUGCUGGCGUCGCCCGUCAAGCCCGGGCGGAAGCGGCACCGACACCGGGGGGCGCAGAGGGGGGCGGCCGGGCUGGAAGGAAGCGGCGGCGGCAAACCCCCGCUGCCCGCCUCGUGCAAAGCGUGCCAGAAGACGUGUAACGGGGCCACGCCGCAGCCCUACGAACUCAACACGGCCAUCAACUGCCGGGACGAGGUGGUGUCGCCCCUGCUGCCGGCCGCAGGGGAGACUCAGCCCGGGCAGCAGGCCUCCGGGGGCGCCACGCCGUCAGGCACUUCGGUGGCCUCCUGGACGGCCGGGGGCAGCAGCAGCAGCCGCCAUCACCGCAAGCGGCGCAGGACUAGUAGCAAGUCAGAGGGAGGAGGAAGCCGGCAUCCGGGGGCCUCCACGUCCGGCGAGCAGCCCUGCCGUAGCAGCCCGGACCGGGGGCACAGCGUGCCGAGGGGCCGCCACCCUCCGGCUGCUUCUGGCCAGUCGGUCCGGCGCCAGCCGCCGCGCCACAAGUUCCAGUACGGCAACUACUGCAAGUACUACGGCUACCGCAACCCCAGCUGCGAAGACCCCCGCCUGCGGGUGAUGAAGCCCGAGUGGUUCCAGGGCAAGGAGGUUCUGGACGUGGGCUGCAACGUCGGGCACCUCACCUUGAGCGUGGCUAAGAAGUGGGGCCCCGCCAGAAUAGUGGGGGUGGACAUUGACGGCGCCCUCAUCCACUCGGCCCGCCAGAACAUCCGGCACUACCUUUCGGAGGAGAUGCAGCAGCAGCAGCGGGACCACGAUGGUGGUGGCACCAGCAGCAGCGAAGGGGCCAGGCGUGCCAAGAAAACCUUCCCGGCCUCCCUCAUGGCCAGCCGAGGGCCCAUCGCUGCACCGAGGGUACCCCAGGACGGGGUGGACGCCACGGUCUUCCCCAACAACGUGUUUUUCGUCAAGGGCAACUACGUGCUGGAGCAGGACGAGCUGCUGGAGGCCCAGAAGCCCGAGUACGAUGUGAUCCUGUGCCUCAGUCUCACCAAGUGGGUGCACCUCAACUGGGGCGACGAGGGCCUCAAGCGCCUCUUCAAGCGCUUCUACCGCCACCUGCACCCGGGCGGAAUCCUGAUCCUCGAACCCCAGGCCUGGUCCUCCUACGGCAAGAGGAAGAACCUGACGGAAACAAUAUGCAGGCAUUACUACCGGAUCAAGCUGAAACCAGACCAGUUCCCCUCUUACCUGACUUCGCCAGAAGUGGGCUUCUGCAGCUACGAAUUGGUGGCCACACCCAGGAACACAUCAAAAGGAUUCCAGCGACCCAUCUAUCUCUUCCACAAGGCCGGCCCUGGCGCCCACUGAGAGCGUCUCUGCCGCCGACGCCUCGCCCCCUCCUUUUCGAAUCAGCCACUUGCUGGGGCCGGGGGGUGGGCGGCUAACGUGUCCCCCCCACGGAUGAAUGUUGGACACUUUGCUGGCAGGAGGGGAGAGCCUUUCCCUCCCGGCCAGGACGGAGCAAGCCAGACUUCAGAGACUGCAGUGGGGCAGUGGAGAUUUGCCCUGGAGCAGGACCUUGACUACUGUUAUAGGGUGGGUUGGGGGGGUUGAGAGGUUAUGGGGUGCACUCCAGGGGGGUGGCGUUUGCACCCAGGUGUCGUUUUCUUAGUCCCCGGAGCAGGGGGCAGGGUGCGUGGGCUGCAGCUCCCCCCCCCAAUAUGUCGGGUGCUCAGCUCCCCGUCACUCAACAACAAGCCAACAGUUUAGCAACAUCUGGGGGGGGGGAGAGGAAGGGUGGGCAGCUGGGAGAUCGGAUGGCUGGGAGUUUUAGCACAGCAGCAGAAGUUAUUUCUCUGUCCCUUUUGCCAUUGCCUGUUCAAGAGGUGUCCACGGCCCAGCGGGCGCCAUCUGGGCACUGCUGUGCUACAACUCCCAUCAGCGCCUCAGCCAGGGAGAGAGAAUUCAAAAGCUGGCGGAGAAAGGGGCUAGCUGCGUCCGAUCGUCCCUUGAUAGCUUCAGGUUGGGUUGGAAGAACGGAAACCCAGCCUUUUGCUGCUGCUUCCACCCAUCUCCUGCAAAGGGUGUCUUAACAUCUGUAUUGGGGAGCGGAGGGGGGGCUCCCCUGCCUUUGCCAGCAGCAGAUGUUCGAGGCCUCCCCUCUCCCUACUCCAGAGUCCCUGGGGCAACGAGAAUCCUGCCCCCACACGGACACAGCCGGCAGGAAGACGCAUGCCUGGAUUGCGGCCAUACUCUGCCCAUGUUUGUCAAGUCUGAUGCCUUGCUCAGCAGAGUGUUGCCUUCAGCCCUUGCGUGUGACGGGGAGACGACUCUUAACAAAAACACCACCAUCUUGUUUCCCACAAAGAAAACGUCACCUUUCUGGGGAGCCUUUCUGCCUUUUUUGGGGGGGUGUAUCUGAAGGGGACCCCUUCUCUGGAGUUCUUUCUUUAAAAAAAAAAAGUUGAUUCUAUAUAUAAAUAAAAGCCUACAGAUUAUUACCAA